Oryza sativa Japonica Group (Japanese rice) is the source of this 756-nucleotide messenger RNA. RefSeq lists its product as uncharacterized. Lineage: Eukaryota; Viridiplantae; Streptophyta; Magnoliopsida; Poales; Poaceae. The record is from RefSeq and is a predicted model, not a curated record.
GCUCCGCUUCUCCCCUCCCGUCUCCACCUCCUCCCACCCCUCUCUCCCCUCCGCUCCGGGCUCCGGCGGAGGGGGCGAGCUCCGCCGUCGGCGGCCAUGGGCGCGUGGUUCCGCGUGGGGCGGAUCGCCGCCGCCGCUCGAGUCCUCUGGAGAGGUCCCACGCCGGCCUCGGCCCCGUCUGAAGUGCGUGAGCGGCUGGCAGUGGAGACCGUCAAGCUGUUUUCUCCUGGGAUGAACCAGCAAGAUAGGUCCUUCUGGAGCUACCUCAUUGGCUACAACUGUGGCGCCCUGAUCAUCCUUGGCAAUGCUAAUAGAGAACUUGAUCAGAGGGCAAAGGCUCUUGCUGAGGAACGGGAAGCUCUUUGAUGGUGGUUGCUAAUGUUCUUCGAUUACCCUUGCGACGGUGAAAAUGUAUGGUUAUCACCUUUCUUUCACUGAUUCGAACAUGUUCUGUUUCCAUGCAUGGAGGACCAUCCGGGUGCUUGAUCUGCUCUUCCCCUCGGUGCAAAAUGAAAUCUGUAGUGCAAAUUGAUGGAUUAAAAUAUGUGAAGUGUUAAAUGCUGCCCGAUUCAUGUGAGAUUGAAUGUUACUGACUUGGUAUGCGAACUUCAGGAAAUCAUGUCUUUUUGUGGUUCUUUUUUCAUUUACUGGACAUGUUAGGAAGAACAGCUGUGACCGUGCACAUUAUCCUAUAUGUUCAUACUAUGAAUUGGUGAAGUGAAACUUAAAAACUUCCCUUCCAGUUAAGGUGAUUAA